GACUAUUAUUUCAUAACCAAACUCGCCAGGUUUCGAGGUGAACAAGUUAUAAAUGACGAGACCAAGAAAGUCAAGGAGAUAAGAGGUCAUUUAAUAAUGUCGUCUCGAAACACGAAGGUACAUUGAAGUAAUUUUAGUGUUGGAUAUACAUUGUGAUAUUGUGAGACUAAGCUGUAUGGAAAAUCCUUGUUGUUGUAGACAUAAAAACUGGCUUAUCUGAUAACUAGUUAUUGUUAAUUUAGAUAUUAAACAUGAAUGUGAACAUUGUACAACAGUGUAUCUCGUCUGGGUUUAGGCAAUUAGGACGUUUAAUUGCUCGUCGUCCUUUCUUUUUUAUCAUUACUCCAUUAAUAGUUACUGGUAUACUCUCUCCAGGUUUGUAUUUUUUACAGCGUGAAAGUGAUAUCAAUUAUUUAUUUGCAUCCGAAACUGGAAGAGUUUAUACGGAUAAACAAAUCAUAAAAUCAUUAUUUUCUUCCGACGAAUCUCAUUUUGAUUGGACUCGAAGUCUGGAUUCUACUCCAUUCGCUAUAAUUUUGGUUAUAUCUAAGGAUCAAAGAUCUCUUUUAGAAAAAUCACAUUUUGAAAAGAUUUUAGAAAUAGAUAACAUCAUACAAAAUUUAACAGCUAACUGGAAUAACAAAACCUGGAGAUACAGAGAUUUAUGUACAAUUAAUAACGGAGAAUGUUUCAAGCAAACCCUUUUACAAUAUUCUCAUCAAAUUCUAAAUAAUGGAAAACGAUUCAAAUAUCCCUUAGAAGUGAACAGUACUAAUUAUAAUAUAAAAUUUACAGCAUUAAAUUUUGGAGGAGUUCAACUGAAUGAAAGAAAUGAAAUCAUUUCUGUUAAAGCAAUAAAAUUAAUCUAUCUCCUAAAACAUUCGGAAGCAUCUGAUAUUUGGCAAAAACAGUUCCUUCGUGAAACAGAAAGUAUUCAAUACGAUGGCCUUGCUACAACUCGAAUUGCCAGCAUUAGUAUUCCCGAGGAACUUGAAAGAAAUGCCAAAACUGUGCAAUCUUUCUGCUCUCUUGCCGUUUUUCUAAUGAUAACAUUUGGAAUGAUUGUCUGUACAGAUAGAGAUUGGGUAAAAGCCAAUCCGUGGCUUGGAUUAAUCGGCUGCAUUUCUGCAGGAUUAGGAGUCUUAUCCGCAUUUGGUGCUGUACUUUUUUGUGGUGUCAAAUUUAACGAUAUCGUUUCUUCUGUUCCUUAUUUGAUGCUUGGAAUCGGCUUGGACGAUACAUUUGUAUUGUUAGCAGCGUGGAAAAGAACUAAUCCAAAAGAUAGCGUAGAAGACAGAAUGGCAGCAUCUUUUUCUGAAGCGGCAGUUUCUAUCACCAUUACAUCAGCCACUAAUUUUAUAUCUUUUCUCAUAGGAUUAACCAUGCCUUUUCCGAUUAUUAGAAUUUUCUGUACCUAUGCUGCUACAUCCGUAAUAUUUUCUUAUAUUUAUCAAGUUAGCUUUUUCGGUGGUUUUAUGGCCCUGAAUGGAAAAAGAGAAAAACUCAAUUUGCAUUCGCUAUCGUUUCAGCCAGUUCUUCCUAAACCAUUAUCAGGAGAAAAAAGUUUCUUGUAUAGACUUUUAUGCACGGGAGGAAAUGACGAUGUCUUUUCUGAAAACUCACAACUUAAAGAAGAUUAUAAUUUAAGUAUAUUUUUAAGAGAUUAUUUAGGAGAAUUUUUAUCAAAACCACUCGUAAAAGGUUGCGUUGUGAUAGUAUUUCUUGUGUACUUUGCCUUGGCUCUAGUUGGAUGUUGGAAUAUCGAAGAAGGAUUAGAACGUUAUUUAGUAUUUCCGUAUGAUUCUUACGUAAUUCCUUUUCUAAAACAAAGACAAUCUUAUUUUGGCAAAUAUGGUGAUAGAAUACAAAUUGUUAUUAAAGAACCAAUCGAUUAUUCUGAUAUUAAGAUUCAGAAUAAAAUAGAAUUACUUUUUCAACGAUUAGAAAACAGUUCUUAUUUCGGAGAUUCAACUUUAACACAAUCUUGGUUGAGAUAUUACUUGAAUUUUUCUCGAAGUUCUCAGUUAAGCCGGCUUAUGAGAAAUUUCGAUUUAGAAAAUAAACAAGAAUUUAUAGACGGACUACAAAACGUUUUCUUAAAAUUUCGUUAUGCUAAAUAUUUUCAAAAGGAUAUUAUUUUCAAUAAAAAUUCGACGGAGAUCCUCGCUAGUCGUUUUAUCAUACAAACAAUGAACACUUAUUCUUCAAAGUCAGAGAAAGAGAUGUUGUUGUAUUUAUAUAAAACAGUAGAUGAAAGUCGUUUACCAAUUGCAAUGUAUUCUCGAUAUUUACCUUUAGUAGAGCAGCACAUAUUAGUGAGAGGUAUCUGUCUACAAACAGUAAGCAUAGCUGCAGUUGUAAUGAUGAUUAUUUUCCUCAUAUUUAUUCCCAACUUGAUUUGUGCCGCAUGUGUAGCAUUUUCCAUCAUCUCCAUCCAAAUAGGAGUAUUGGGAUACAUGACAUUCUGGUCUGUUAGAUUAGAUACAAUAUCUAUGAUGAACCUCAUCAUGUGUGUUGGAUUUUCUGUGGAUUAUGCUUCUCACAUUUCAUACAUUUUUCAAAUAACUAAAUCUCGUGAUCCAAAUGAAAAACUAAAAUGGUCACUCUAUGCUGUAGGUGGACCAAUUAUUUAUGGUUGUUUAUCUACAAUUUUAGGUGUUUUUAUUCUAUCCUUCACGCCUUCUUAUAUGUUUGUAGUAUUUUUUAAAAUUGUAUUUUUAGUCAUCUUAUUUGCAUUUCUUCACGGUUUAUUGCUGAUUCCAAUAUUUCUUAGUAUUUUUAACUGCUGUCAAAAGGAAGAAGACAAACAAAAGAAUGGUAUUAAUCGUGAACAGACUAUAAGAAUAAAGUUAAGUGAAGACGAACAAGAGAAGAAUCAAGAUAGUGAUGUGGAAUCAGAUGAAGAUGAACAAUGUUCUCAAAUAUCUGCUGAACAUUCCGAAAACAAGUGAAAAGAAUAAUUCAUAAUAAUAUAAUAUAGCACAAAUUUUAUACUUAAUUAUCAUAUCAUAUACAGAAUUUUAUUUAAAUAUUUUAU
Molecule: messenger RNA, 3037 nt
Organism: Centruroides sculpturatus (bark scorpion)
Lineage: Eukaryota; Metazoa; Arthropoda; Arachnida; Scorpiones; Buthidae
Product: patched domain-containing protein 3-like
Exons: 7
Coding region: 252-2951 (899 amino acids)
Cellular component (GO): membrane
Source: RefSeq, a predicted model, not a curated record